AUGGCAGACCCCCCCUCCGAGGAACCAUACUCCCGAAGCCCCUCCCCUCCCCCCUGGGUCUCACCAACACUCGCUCUCUCCGCCAUCCCAUACCUCGACCGCUCCGUCUCGACCGCCUCGUCCUCCUCCGUCUCUGGGCGGUCGGUCUCCUCCAAUCGCUCGGUCUCCGAAGGCGGCGCCAGCAGACGACGCGGGUACAUGCGGCCCCAGGCUACAGUCUUCUCGGACUCGGCUAGGAAUCGGGAGAGUGUCAUGAGCCUCGGGAGUAUUGCGCAUCUGCAGUACUAUUUUGCGAGGACGGGAUUGUUGGACGGGAAGGGAGGCCAGCUGGCCAAGGCGAGGAAGCCGAGUGGGGCUGGUGGGGUUGGUUCAGAGGGUGCCGGGGGUGAAGACAGUUCGACUUUUCUGUUUUCACCUACUGAGAAGAGCGUAUCGGAGUUUGGACUAUCGCUGGACGAUGCACAGAACGGACUGCUGGUCAGCCCCGACGGCGACGAUGAGACGAGUGGGAGUUGGGAAGAGCAGGAGCCCAUCAUGCUACCGCCGACAGUCAGCACAUAUCUGCAGCGGCCAGUCUACGUCCCACCGCCGCCAAACAUGGCUGUGCUGCGGAGGGAACUGCGGGAGACGCUUGAAGAGGCGGAGAAGGGGCUAUCAGGAACGACAAAAGACGGUUCAAGCACGAAUUCAGAAGCACGCAGAGACACCGCCGCGCAAUGUGGUUCGCCCGACAACACCGCGGAUUUUCAGGGCUGGUACGAGAUUGAAGGCCUCCACAUUCUCGACACGGUCACGCUUGCCAUACGGGCCGCGAGGAACUACUACACAGCGCACGAGCAGCCCCAGCGACUAUACGCCCUCAAGCCAGAGCGUGUGAUCAGGAAAGAGCUCUACCAGACUCUAGAUGUCCUCAAGCGUAUGGCCACACGCAAUUUUGCAGGUGGGGUACGGCAGCCCGAACGGGAGAGUAUACUGGAAUGGAUCGCCGGCAUUGGUAAGCUCCUCGACACCGAUGAGGCCACGGAGCGCGCAGAGGAGCAGGAGCGCGAGAAGUGGAGCUGGAGAGAGGACGACUGGACCGGUCGUGAGCGGGAGCGCGAAUGGUUGUUCCUCAAGUCGUUCGCCCCUGAGCCGGACAUGCUCCCGCGGUGGACGGAAUCAUCAGACGAAAAUUCGCUGCCGACGCCGUUCCUCGAGUCUCUACGUACAGGCUUGAGGUUGGUCCUUUUGCACAACGCGCUAGUCCGUAAGUCGCGCCGGCAGUUCGAGGAAAUCAGAGUAUACCAUACAGACACAGCGAAGCCCUAUCGCUGCGCCGAGAACCUGCGCUUCUGGAUCAAGGCCGCGGCGCUGCGGUGGGAGGUUAAGCUGAGCGUCGACGUUAUGGGUGUCGUGCAAGGGGCUAACGAAGCUGCGUGGAGAGGGUUUGAAGAUGCGCUGUUGGCUUGGAGCAGAGCUGUGAGGGAGGAGAUCACGGCGGAGUGGAGGGAGCAGAAGCAAGUGUCUCAGCGCAAGAUGCCGACGCUAAGGAUUGAUACUUGUCAUGAUGGGCUGGAUGCGACUGAGCCAGUGAUGUCUCCUACAGCAGUUUGA
This is a messenger RNA of Coniosporium apollinis CBS 100218, 1593 nucleotides long. RefSeq lists its product as uncharacterized. The transcript has a single exon. Bases 1 to 1593 code for a protein of 530 amino acids. The record is from RefSeq and is a predicted model, not a curated record. NCBI's taxonomy places the organism in Eukaryota, Fungi, Ascomycota, Dothideomycetes.